This is a messenger RNA of Etheostoma cragini (Arkansas darter), 2172 nucleotides long. RefSeq lists its product as uncharacterized. The record is from RefSeq and is a predicted model, not a curated record. Lineage: Eukaryota; Metazoa; Chordata; Actinopteri; Perciformes; Percidae. Gene Ontology annotation, biological process: negative regulation of DNA-templated transcription; negative regulation of circadian rhythm. The transcript has 4 exons. Bases 262 to 1593 code for a protein of 443 amino acids. Gene Ontology annotation, cellular component: nucleus.
UACAAAAUCUUCCUUUUUAUCUGUUGGUGUAAGUUUAUUUUGAAACCAAAUAGGACGUUCCUAAUUCUAACUGUUGACAGACCUUGCAAAAUCCUGGCAACUCGAUGUUCACUAAGUUAUUUCAGGACGAAUUUGACAAAGACAUGCUUUAGACUAAUGCAAUUUAAACAUGACACGGCAGGUUAGCGUCCCUCGUUGCCUUAAACGUGCGGGAAACAACAAUUUUAAAUAAUGGUCUGUUAAACAUUUGAAGGGUCAAAUAUGCAGAAGGAACAACCUUGCUUGCGCGAGAGCAGUCCUUGUGCUACAUCCAGCAAGAAUGCUAAAAAUAAGACCAACAAUAUGAUUCUUCUGGCAAUACGUGGUACUAAAGACCCAGAUGACUCCAGGGGUACGGGCUCCCGCUGCAGUUCAGAAAAAGACUCUGGUUACUCUGAUGGCUCAGACUGGCACCAGACAGAUGCGGAGGACCAGCAGAGUUCCAAAAGCCAGUCCAGAGGCAGUGGGCAUUCGGAAACUUCACAGCCAGUUCAAAACAAAGACAUUGGGCAAGGGAAUCCUGGGAAUCCUACCCUGAUGCCAUCAGGCCGCAAGUUUGCGCCCAUCUACAUCACCAACAGUAUGGUGCUUAAGCAGCCGAAUAUAAUCCAGAAAAGAGGUCAGCUGCUCUGGAGAAAUGAAAACAGGGAAACCAGCAGUUCUAGUGCUGCCCAUAUGAUUCUUUUCCAGCAGCCUAGUUUGUUGCCGGCCACUCUCCAACACCAAAAGCCCUUGUCCCAGAUGUCCAAUGUCACAGGGAAGAAAAUAAAUGGCACAUACUUGCCCACUCUCAACUCCUACCCACGUAUUGCACCACACCCCAACAAGAAGCCACUUGAUACAUUUUCAUGGAAUGAUAAAUCCCAGAACCUGAGCAAGAGGGUGUGCACAGAACACAAGAGUGAUGGCACACCUGUGACCAGGAGUCUACCUGAGCAGCACCUUUAUAAGCAACCCAAAUUAGCAGUCUUAACGUCUGAGCUGCCAUGUUCCUCUUCAACCAGAGAUACUCAAUUGUCCUGUCCAACUACUGUCCCCUCGAGCCAUAGCUCCCCAUCUGGGUCUGGUCUGUACACUACAUCCUCCAUCCUCACAACCAGGGAUCUUCCAAGAAACAGCACCACCAGUACUCGCCAUCGCCGUUUCUUCAACACAGUAGAAAUCCUCAGACAAUCAGGCCUGCUGGACGUUACACUGCGCACACAGGAACUACUGUGCCAGAGCAACGUCAUGGAGCGGAACAUUGCCCAGCUCCGCCAGCACACAGAGCUACUGUACCAGGCGGCCAGCAACCCCAUCGGCAGCCUGAGUGGGAUCACAGCCUGGCAACAUCUGCACCAAGCCAUGGCCGAGUCUGGCAGCUACCCUAGCCUUAAAAUCCUGCAAAAUGUACAACUCCUGUGCCAUCCAGAUUCUGCCAGUCAACUAGUGCCGCCGUCUCGCCUUCUCACUACUCUACCUGACACAAACGCAGAACAAGGCAGGGAACUCAAGGGUGAAUAUAAAUCUUCAGAUAACGUCACCUUUAUGCCUCCUGACAGUUCUACCGGUUAGCUCAAUCUGCACUGCCUUUACAGGGAGAGCAAGUACUCAGGGAUAUUUUUGGAUUUUGUGUGGCUUUAAUAUUUUUAUUUUUUAUCCCUGGUUAUUUAAACCUAGUUUUAUAGGAAUUUUGCUAAAUAUCUCUGCCGGCCAAUGGGAAUCAUACAAUGACUGAAGGUUACUACUUGCAGUAUAGUUUUAGUACCAGUUUUUUUCAUCCAGUUGCCUAACAUGCUUCACCAGAAUUAAGUGUUCUGAAAGCUGAUCCAAUAAUUCACUCAAGUGCUAUUCAAUCUCGAGGUACCAUCUGAUAUCACCACUGCAGACUUUCUAGAACCAAACAGAUGACCGGAGGGUCACUGCUUGUGAGUCACAUAAAGGAUUAUGUCAAAACAAAAUGUGUUUACCUGGGAGGCAGAGGAAAUUGGGACACACAGUUGGCCAUACAGUAUGUACUUAAGUGAUUGUUGUCUGCUGUCUCGCCAGACCAACUUUAUUCAGGAAAAAGAUGAAUAAAUCAAUUUCCUGGUAGAUAAAUGUUGAGAAGAUGUUUUCUUAUAGCAUGGUGUAAUAUAUAUAUAUAUAGAGAGA